UUUCAGGCACUGGACGAGUACGACAUUCAGCCGGAUUUGCCGCAGGCAUUGCGAUUGCUGGACGAAAUGAACAACAACUUCAAGCAGGUGUCCGAUCUGGUAGGCAACAUGCUGCAACGGGUGAAAACGGGCGAACUAUCGACCGAGUACGGGUUAAACUUUCUCGAAAUCAAGUACCAUAUGCUGCUGAACUAUCUCAUCAACCUGACGUACGUGGUGCUGCGAAAAUGCGCUGGACACCGAAUCGAGAAGGAUCCAUCGAUCGACCGGUUGAUUGAAAUUCGAACCGUGCUGGAAAAGAUCCGACCCAUCGACUACAAACUACGUUAUCAGAUCGACAAGCUGGUAAAGACGGCAGUUACGGGCAGCAGUACCAGCACAUCCGAUCCUACCGCGUUCCGUGCAAACCCGGCCAACCUUAUGUCACAGAUGCCGGCACCGGGAGAAGAGGCCGGUGCAGGCAGCACGGCAGCUGGUGAGGAUGGCGGUCCCGAUACGGACGAGGGUGCCGAUUCGGACAGUUCCGCCAUGGUGAUGCUGAAGUUAAAGCGCGCCAAGGAAGCGGCCAAAAAAGGAGGAGCAGGUGUCCGUGGUGGCGGUGGGGAUCGUGAUGACGGUGCAGCACGACGUAGCAAAUCGGAUGUGUACGUGCCACCGAAGCUGACAUCGAUGCCUUACGAGGAAGAUACGAAGGCGGAUCGGGCACGAAAGCAGCUGGAGCGAGCAAAAAAGCAUGCCCUCGGUUCGUCACUGAUACAGGAUCUGAAGGACGAGUAUCUGGACACACCGGUUGAGCUGUCUAGCAGUUCCCGUGCGCAGCAGAUACUAUCGCGACGUGAGCGCGAACGAGAGGAGUACGAGGAGACGUAUCUUACGCGCCUACCGGUUACGAAAGCGGACAAACACCGCAGCAGGAAGCUAACGACACUUGCUUCACUGGGCGACGAAUUGACCAGCUUCACUGAUAUAAGCGUGCUCAACGAAGACUAUCCUUCAACGUCGGCGGGUAGUGCUGGUGGCGGCAAAAAACGUAAAGCUGGAAAAGUGAAUAAAAAACACGGUAAGAAGCGUCGCUUCCGUUAA
Messenger RNA from Anopheles marshallii, 1083 nucleotides. Its product is annotated as neuroguidin. Gene Ontology annotation, cellular component: small-subunit processome; nucleolus. Lineage: Eukaryota; Metazoa; Arthropoda; Insecta; Diptera; Culicidae. The record is from RefSeq and is a predicted model, not a curated record. The transcript has 3 exons. The annotation marks the transcript as partial. Gene Ontology annotation, biological process: maturation of SSU-rRNA from tricistronic rRNA transcript (SSU-rRNA, 5.8S rRNA, LSU-rRNA).